AUGAAGGAUGUGCGGCGAGAAGAAGGGUAUUUAUGUACAGGUUUAAUGAUUCAAUAUUUCAGAGAGCAGCAACCGCGAUGGCUUCAAACGUAUCUUGCUGGUAAGGAAAGCGAUGAGAAGGGUCUAAGUGCGUUAAUGAGACUAUGUCAGCGGUUUGCAGCACGUCAUGGAUUUACAUUUUGGGAUGAAAAAAAAUAUGGAUCAUUUCCGCUAGACGCAAUUUACAACGUCGAUGAAACAGCAGUGUAUUUCGAUAUGCCAUCUUUAAAAAUUUGGGCAUUGAAAGGUCGGAAAGGAUCAGCUAAGGUUAAGCGGACCCAAAAACACCCCGGCCGAUUGACUGCUGUUAUAACAGCUCGUGCUGACGGUUCGUAUUUUUUAUUCCCUUUAUAUUUUUACUAA
This is a messenger RNA of Phytophthora infestans T30-4, 402 nucleotides long. RefSeq lists its product as uncharacterized. The transcript has 4 exons. NCBI's taxonomy places the organism in Eukaryota, Oomycota, Peronosporomycetes, Peronosporales, Peronosporaceae. The record is from RefSeq and is a predicted model, not a curated record. Bases 1 to 402 code for a protein of 133 amino acids.